Saccostrea cuccullata (small rock oyster) is the source of this 2316-nucleotide messenger RNA. RefSeq names its product heat shock 70 kDa protein 12A-like. The record is from RefSeq and is a predicted model, not a curated record. NCBI's taxonomy places the organism in Eukaryota, Metazoa, Mollusca, Bivalvia, Ostreida, Ostreidae. Bases 2 to 1849 code for a protein of 615 amino acids. The transcript has 4 exons. Gene Ontology annotation, molecular function: ATP binding; ATP-dependent protein folding chaperone.
AAUGGCCGAUAAAUCCAAAUUUCGGGAAUCAGUAAAGGAAAAGCCCUCAAAAUCUUCUAAACUAUUCGUGGUUGCUAUAGACUUCGGAACUGCUUUCUCAGGAUAUGCUUACUCAUCAAGGGCAGAAUGGACUAAAGUUUACGCAAAUAAAUGGGCCGGGGGAGAGCAAAUAUCCUAUAAGGCCCCCAGUGCACUUCUCCUCAACCCAGAUGAAUCAUUUCAUUCUUUUGGAUUUGACGCCGUGAAAAAUUAUGCUUCUUUUGUUGCUGAUGAAGAUUGUCAGGACUAUCUUUUUUUCCAUCGCUUCAAAAUGAUACUGAAGACAAGCUUAGAGAAGAGGGUUCACAGGGAAACAAAGUGCAUCGCUGAGAAUGGCAAGUCUGUAGAUGCGAUGAAGGUCUUCACGUUAUCUAUCAAUUAUAUGAAGGAGCACUUAUUUGAUCUACUUCAAAAUAAAACUGUUGGUGUUGAAUUGACGAUGGAGGACAUUGACUUUGUCAUCACGGUGCCUGCAAUUUGGGAUGACACAGCCAAGAUGUUCAUGCGAGUAGCAGCAGAAAGUGUUGGUAUCAAAAGAGAAAACUUAAAAAUCGCCUUAGAACCUGAAGCUGCCUCUAUCUAUUGCCAGUUAAUGCAUUUGGAAUCAGACGACAACAGUAAAUUCUUUUUAGCAGGGCAAAAAGUCGGUGCAAAGUAUAUGGUGCUUGAUCUUGGAGGUGGGACAGCAGAUAUCACCGUUCAUCAGAUGAAGGCAGAUGGAACGUUAGCAGAAUUGGUGCCAGCAAGUGGAGGUGCCUGGGGUGGAACAUGUGUUGAUCAAGCAUUCGAAGAUUUUCUUGUGGAGUUACUUGGCGAAGAUGUCAUAAAAAUAUUCAAAAUGGAUCCGGAAUACGUUGAAGAUUAUUUUGAUUUUUGGCAAACUUUUGAAAUCAAAAAACGAAGUUUUGAUACAAGCAACAAAGACACAUUUCUUCUUCGUCUUCCUGUUGGACUCGCAGAUAUAGUGGCAAAUAAAUUAAACAAGAAAGGUGAUAAAACAAAAGAAAACCAAGAGAAAAUAACCUCAGAAAUUAGUAUGCAACAAGUUAUUAAAAAAUCAAUAUUUAAAGAUGAUCUGAAGUAUGUACACGGAAAACUACAGAUGAAUUAUUUCUUCUUUAAAAAAAUGUUUGACCCUACUGUGAAAUUACUUACAGACCAUUUAUCUAAACUUUCUAAAGAUAUAGGAAAGGAUUUAAAGGUGAUUCUCAUGGUAGGAGGGUUUUCAGAGUGUAGCGUUGUCCAAGAAGCUGUAAGAGAGAUCCUUAAAGAUAAAUGCAGAGUUGUGAUUCCAAACGAAGCCGGCCUUGCUGUCCUGAAAGGAGCCGUCUAUUUUGGACACCAACCCCAUCUUAUCUCGGAGCGUGUCGCGAGGUAUACUUACGGAAUCCAAACUUGGCCGAAAUUUGAUGAAAAGGUUCACUUGCAAUCAAAGCGUGUCACGAUGGGAGAUGAGGAAAGAUGCAGAGAUGUGUUCUUCCGAUUCGUUUCGAAAGGAGAAAAGAUCAAACCGGGAGAUAAAAAAUCUUACAUAUUUAACGCCCUAAAACCUGGGGAAAGGGCGCUGGAAUGUGGUGUAUACAUUUCAACCGAGGAAGACCCUCACUAUGUUGAUGAGAGGAGUUGUGUAAAGCUGGGGGUUCUUGAAGUUCCACUUCAAAGUGUUAGAGAUAAAAAAUUAGAACUAGAAGAGUCUUUGAUUUUUGGUCACACUGAAUUACAAGUAACAGCUUGCAAUUGUCACAACAAGAAAGAAUAUAAUGUUACUUUUGAUUUGUUGUCUCCAAAAAUCAAUUUCCCUGAUAAGUAAGAGAUUUCUUUAUGUCCCAAUUAUAAAUGCCAGACAUGUUUAAUUGUUUUUGUUGUCAGCGACUCAUGAUCUGAGUUUCCAUAUCAGGGAUGUGUUUUGGUAAGUACAUUUAUUUCAAAGUACAUGGACAUAAACUAUUACUAUUUCUUUGAUAUGUCAUAAGUGUACCUAUUGUCUUUUGUUUUCGUCCUUCAGCUUCUCACAAUCCAAUAACCGAUUUUAGUUUUUUAUUCAAAGAGUAAAAGUAAAUUUACUUCUUUUUAAAUGAAACGCAGCGGAGUUUGAUGGAAGUGAAUGUUUAUCAUAUUUACUUAAUAUUAUUCCUAAGAUUGCUAAAAAGAAAAAUGAAUAUGGUUCCACUGACAUAUUCAAGCAGGUAAAAGGAUUAUAUAUCUUCGUGUUGUUAAACUAUUUUCUAGAUAACCGUGUGCUCUAUUUCUUUUCUGUGAUAUCAACGUAUUUUAUUU